Molecule: messenger RNA, 4503 nt
Organism: Adineta ricciae
Lineage: Eukaryota; Metazoa; Rotifera; Eurotatoria; Adinetida; Adinetidae
Source: the annotation of a GenBank genome assembly
AUGGGUAUUGGAUCAACGAAAAUCAUAUCAUAUGAUGAAGCUUCUAAACGAUUUUUGCCAGCGGAUUUAGAUCGAAUUGAAACUACAUUUCGAGAUUUAACCAAUGCAACGGGUGAAUUAAGCUAUACAAGUUUUAAACGAGAUGUUUUUGCACAUUUUCUACCUGAAAAAUUAGCAGCUCGUUUGUAUCAAGUUUGUACGAGUUCAUCCAAAUCAUGUAUGUCGCAGAAAGAUCUUGUCUGUUGUUUGGCAUUAAUUUAUUAUGGAAGUACAAAAGAACGAAUGCAACUUUUGUACUUAUUAUUUGCACACAAUACAUCGAAUAAUAAUGGCACAUUACGUUGGCAAGAUGUGGAAGAUUUCCUUUCUCAAUGCGGAGAUCAUCCACCUGAAGAAUUAGAUAAAAUCUUCCAAAACCAUGAUGAAAUCGUUACACAAGAUAAGUUCCUUUCCUGGUUAGAAUAUCACCAUGGACAUACGACCAUGAUAACCGAUUGGUUAAUGGAUGAUCAACGGCUACAUGAGCUAGUCUUAUCACCAAUUGAUCGAACGCUGGAUCAGUAUUCUAUCUUAGCUGGUGUAACGAAUUUGUUUGAAAGUGAAAUCAAGGAUUUGGAAAAGAAUUAUCAGCAUUUGUGCGCAUAUCCAAAUCAGAAUCGACAAAAUCAAAUAACUUUACAAACAUUUUCAAACAUUUUAACACCUGUUCUUCCUCCCAUGUUAAUUCCAGGUUUUUUCGAUGCUUUCGAUGAGAAUUGUGAUGGUUGUAUUGACUUCAAAGAAUUUGUCUGCGGAAUUAGCGCUGCAUGUCGUGGACCUCCAAAAGAAGUAUAUACCUUUCUCUUCCGGGUGUUCGAUCGUGAUCAUGAUGGUCGUUUAGAACGCUCUGAUAUCAUUCACAUGUGCUCUUGUCUUAUUGAUGUCGCUCAAUUUGUUUAUGUACUUAGCAUACAUAUGAAUGAUUCACCUGAUCUCUAUGCAGACAAUAUUCUACGAAAAAACGAGAAUAAUAAUCAAUCGUCUCAAAUGAAAUUUUUCAAUCAACAAGACUUUCUAACUUGGUGUUCAACAGAUCCAUUAAUCGAAGAAUUAAUCGGAUUAAUCUUUCAAGUAUGCCAUGUAGUGCUUGGUUUAAAACCAUCAACAAAACAAGAAGAAAUAACUAUUGUGAAACAAUUUCUUCGACGAGAACAGUAUCCAUUUGUUGAAGCUCAAUCAGGUGUCUCAUCGAAAGUUUAUCAUUGGAUUAAUUGUAAUCGAUCGACAUCUAAACCAGGUUCAUCAUGGUAUCUUAUCCCGAAAGAGUGGUGGACACGUUGGGAAUCAUCAGCAAAUACGAAUUCAACAGAAAUCGCGACAACAAAUCUACAUAAAAAGAAUUCUUCCAGUAAACUAAAUAAAUUAUCAAAUGGAAUAGAUCACAAACGAGAACCUGGUGAUAUUGAUAAUUCCAUAUUGAUUGAAAAGAUCUCUUCGAAUAAUACUCGUAUAGCGAAUGAUGAUUGUGUACAACUUCGUCCUGGACUUCGACAUAAUGUACAUUUCGAAAUGGUGCCUGAAUCAAUCUGGUCAUUUUUACGGAAAUACUAUCGUUUAAGUGGACCGGCGAUAUGCCGAAAAGUAACUUAUCGGAAGAAACUCAACAAACCUGAACUUGAUCUCUAUCCGUUGCUGAUCAAAAUCUAUCGAAAUCAAGUUCUAACACCACAACAAAUGCAAGCCAUAGCAACAAAUAAUCAAGCAAAUAAUUCCUCAUCAACCUAUGCAGUCUAUCCACUUCUUAAUUUAGUUUCGGCAAAUCUUUUUGGUACAAGCACCCCGUCAAAUUCGGUGCCGAAUAACAUUCAGAGACAUUAUUUGAGCUGUUCGUAUUACGUUAGUCCAUAUCAAACAGUACGAUCACUGGUGGAAGAGUUGUCCACAAAAUUUGGCAAAUCAGUAGACGAAAUCAGAAUUUGGCUGAGACAUAAUGAAAACGAGCUUCAAUCAGUCGAUUUCGAAUCAAACAGUGAUCUAACGUGUGAAGAUGCUGCGUUCGAGCAGCAUACGGAGAUGUUACUAGAAACACGUAACAACGAUUUGACUUGGCCUGAGGAAUUGUAUACAUUAGCCAUACGUUCAAAAACGAACACUUCUUCUUCUUCAUCAUCAACAGCAUCAUACAACAAUUCAUCAGGGAAUGUUGAUGAAGAAGAACGUGGCUUGAUUGGCCUAUCCAAUCUCGGCAACACUUGCUUUCUCAAUGCUGCUGUUCAAUGUUUGAGCCAUUCAUUUCCUUUGACGUUCUACUUUUUACAUAAAUAUCAUCUAUUUGAAAUCAACAAAGACAAUCCGAUUGGAAUGCAAGGUAAUAUAGCACUGCGUUACGGUCAAUUAGUUGCAAGAUUAUGGGGCAAUGUUCGUGGACCGUUAGCACCGUUUGAACUGCGAGAUUCAGUGGCCAAAUUUGGUUCAUCACGUUUUACAGAUUUUCAACAGCAUGACUCUCAGGAAUUCCUUUCCUUCCUAAUUGAUGGUUUACACGAAGAUCUCAAUCGUGUUCAUCACAAACCUUAUGUUGAACUUAAAGAUAGCGAUGAUCGUCCAGAUCAAGAUGUUGCGUAUGAACAUUGGGCAAACCAUUUAGCAAGAAAUACAUCGAUCAUUGUUGACUUAUUCCAUGGUUUACUUCGUUCACAAGUCAAAUGUCGCGUUUGUGAUUUGAAAAGCGUACGAUUCGAUCCAUUCAAUAUUCUAUCCUUGCCGUUACCUGUGGAUACAACAAUCAAUAUCGAAACGAAAUUAUUUCGUCUUGAUGGUUCCCGUCCAACUCGCUACGGUAUUAGGCUCGAUGGCGAUUGCCCAGUUAGUCAACUAAAAAUGCAAUUGUCCAAUCUAUCAUCGUUAUCCAUCGAACAGAUCGGAUUCUUCGAAUGUAAUUCUUCUUAUCUCCGUCGAAAUCCAUUCAUGGACAAUGAUCAAACAAAAGUCAAACAAUUGUCUUUUCGAGACUUGAUCGCUUAUGAACUCCCAUUGAAUAAAUCCUGUGAUACUUCCAGUGAAAAGCCGCUUCCGCCGAGUUGUUCGUCAUCGUACAUCGUUGCCGUGCAUCGACGACUAGAACGACAAGAACGAUACUUGUCACCCAUGACACGUCAUAAAAUUAUCUUUUUCGGCCAACCUAUUCUGAUUCCAUACGAUAAAACUUCGAUUUCGCAGAAGAAAAUAACAAAUGCUAAUGUUUAUCAAAUGGUAUUCAAACAAUUAGAACGUCUACUAAGAAAGAAGAAAGAUCUAGCAAAUCUCGCUAAUCAUGCAUUCGAUUGUGAUCAGUUGUUAAAAGCAAGUUACCCAUUUACAUUAAAAUUCGUUAAUGACGACGGGAAAAAAUGUUCGACAUGCUCAUGGAAUCGUUUCUGUCUUGGCUGCCCAUUCGAAUCAAAUGAUCAAGAAUUCAACUACAGUGAUGGUAAUCUUGCUAUCGAAUGGGAAUCAUCAGCUUAUUAUCUUUGUUAUCUAUCAAAUCGAGAACAAGACGUUGAAAUUUAUCCGAGUGUCACACAGAUUCGCUCGGCAACUAACAGUUUCAUCGCUGAUGAUCCUACCUCGACAGUCCGAUUAGAAGAUUGUCUUGAAUCGUUUAUCAAAUGGGAAAAUCUUGAGAACAAAGAAAUGUUCAACUGUAAACGAUGCAAGAAACUACAACCAGCAGAUAAAAAACUCGACAUUUGGAAAUUACCGCCAUGUCUUAUAUUCCAUAUAAAGCGUUUUCAACUAUCUAAUAAUCGUUGGAUAAAAUCCUCUCGUCCAGUUCAUUUUCCGAUUCAUUCAUUUUAUCCAUCCAAAUAUCUUGCACAACGAUCGUCCGUGCCCACACCGAUGCAGUUUCGUCCAGCCAACGACAAUCUUAGCUCAUCUUCGUCUUCACUAUCAUCAACAACAGGUCCCGAAGCUGUUUCGUCUUCAUCCAUAGACAACAUGCUUAUCGUAUCUUCAACUCGUUUGACCAAUGGCACUGAUCAUCAUUCCAAAUCUACAUACGAGCCAAUUAUUGGCUUACCGCCACCCGAACAUAUCGAAGAGCCUGUAAAAAAGAAGAAUAAGAAGCCCUUUCAUCGCCGUCGUAAAAAGAUCGAAGUGGAGACUGUUGAAAACACCCUAAAUCCACCACGAUUCAGUCAAAUGGAAGAACGAACACUGAGUUUUGGUGAUAACAGUUUCGAUGCUGAUAAUUCUUCGUACCAUCUCUACGCUCUUGUGUGUCACUAUGGAGUCAUUGGUGGUGGCCACUAUGUUGCAUUUGUUAAAAAUCACACGAAUCAACAAUGGUACUGUUUCAAUGAUAGUUCGUGCAAGCCGGUUUCUGAGAGCAUACUGGAACAAUGCUUCUCGUCAGCUUAUUUAUUAUUCUAUCAGCGUGAAACACUUGACCAUCGUCGAUAUAUGCCUAAUGUUGAAGGUAAAAAACAAGUAGCCAAUGAACUUCCAUUGACAAACGAUGAUCGUUGGUGUUCCAUAAUGUGA